AUGGCAAACGAAGGCUGGAUGAAAUCUCUCAACCCCGAAAUCAACGGUGUUACCGGAAAAGAAUCCAACCCACUAUCCACCACCGAUCCAGACUCGACCCGAAUAUAUUACAGCAAUGACUCCGACUUCAUCCAGCCUGACCCUGGCCACACAUACCAAGAGGUUUACGAACAAAUCUUUGGUGUACCAUGGACAGAAGAAUCAUCAUCAUCUGGAAUCCCUCCAACCAUGGAGGGUUUUGCACAACAAGCUGAAAGCGUAGAGGUAGGGUUAUCCAAGGUUGUAAUGUCUGGUUUUAAGCCGGAUGAUGUUCCGGUUCAUCAAGAACUGGUGAUGGAGUUUGCGGUUUGUGACCGAUGGUUUGCUUCGAUUCCCGGUGAGACGCAACCAAAUAGGUUAUAUCUUCACUCAGCCACUUCGAAUGGUGCGAUAAGUAAUGAUACCUCGAGGCUCAUCCAAGGGUUUCCUCAGAAGACCAUAUUUGAAUCGUUGGAGGAAAGCGGUUUAUCUUUCGGAAUUUAUUAUCAAUACCCUCCCUCAACACUUUUCUAUAGGAAUCUAAGACAACUGAAGUACAUCGACAACUUUCAUCAGUUUGAUCUCAGUUUUAAACAAGAUUGCGAGGAUGGAACGUUACCGAAUUAUGUUGUUAUAGAACAAAGAUAUUUUGACCUUCAAAUAUUGCCAGGAAACGAUGAUCACCCUUCUCACGACAUCUCAGAAGGCCAAAAGUUAAUAAAAGAAGUCUACGAAGCAUUGAGAUCGAGUCCCCAGUGGAAUGAAAUCUUGUUUCUAGUGACAUAUGAUGAACAUGGUGGUUUUUACGAUCAUGUCCCCACCCCUGUCACUGAUGUCCCGAGCCCUGAUGGCAUUGCGAGUCCUGCACCGUAUAACUUUCAAUUCGACCGUCUUGGAGUCAGGGUUCCGACUAUUUUGAUUUCUCCUUGGAUCGAAAGGGGAACCGUGUUGCAUGGGCCUUCAGGACCUUACCCGAGUUCACAAUUUGAACAUUCUUCCAUUCCAGCGACUGUAAAGAAGCUCUUCAACCUAAAAGAUUUUUUGACAAAACGAGACGAGUGGGCAGGAACUUUUGAAGGCAUUCUCACUAGAGCCACUCCUAGAACAGAUUGUCCAGUUAGCUUACCUGAGCCUGAGAAAAUGAGAGAUGGUGAAGCAAACGAAGAUGCCAAACUAACCGAAUUUCAAGUGGAACUUGUACAGUUAUGUGCAGUGUUAAAAGGGGACUAUAAAGAUGGCAUUAGUCUUGAGAAGUUAGUAGAGAAUAUGAAGGUUAAGGAUGCAACGGGAUAUAUGGAGGUUGCAUUCAAACAAUUCUGUGAUGACUGUAGAAAAGCUAAGGAAAAGGGGAAAGAUGACUCGUAUAUAGUAUGUGAUAAAGAGUUAUCGUCUUGUCUAAUAUGCACAAAACAGUUUGUCGGGAAGAUAUGUUCAUGUUUUCUUUGUGAGAAUUGAAUUAUUUGCAAUAGUUUACUUUUUCAAAGUGGAUAUGGAUUCUUAAUAUAUAUGAUAUAUACAAGUUAAUUUGGUGGGCAAUUAUGUACUCUCAAUUCAAUUUGGUGGACGUUUAUGUCACUUUCUCACGUAUGUGUGGGAUGGUUUAAAAUUCAUUUAUUCUCUUAAGCAAUCAUUUCAAUCAACUUACUUUUAAUGAUUAAUA
This is a messenger RNA of Lactuca saligna, 1678 nucleotides long. The record is from the annotation of a GenBank genome assembly. NCBI's taxonomy places the organism in Eukaryota, Viridiplantae, Streptophyta, Magnoliopsida, Asterales, Asteraceae.